Cheilinus undulatus (humphead wrasse) is the source of this 3615-nucleotide messenger RNA. It is a transcript of the gene cul4a, whose product is annotated as cullin 4A. Gene Ontology annotation, molecular function: ubiquitin protein ligase binding. Gene Ontology annotation, biological process: ubiquitin-dependent protein catabolic process; DNA damage response; protein ubiquitination. Bases 522 to 2795 code for a protein of 757 amino acids. Gene Ontology annotation, cellular component: Cul4A-RING E3 ubiquitin ligase complex. The transcript has 20 exons. The record is from RefSeq and is a predicted model, not a curated record. NCBI's taxonomy places the organism in Eukaryota, Metazoa, Chordata, Actinopteri, Labriformes, Labridae.
AGGAUGCACCUGUCCAACUGAACUGUCUGAGAAAAGCCAUUUUGUUGUGCUAGCUAGCUAUGUGGGUAAAGAAAGCCACUAAUAAUAUGGGUCUGUUAUAUCAACGCUAACUAUGUCGCUUUUAUGUGUUUGCUUACUGCUGCAAAAUACAAAAACUAAAUAGUUGUUAAAACAUCCAAGUAGUGUAGACCGGCAUGGAUUAGCAUGAGAAGCUAAAGCUAACUAAAGUGUUGUGGAGAAAAAAAAUGGUAGCUAAAGUGUGCUGCAGUUUGUGUUAGCUUGCUAUCUGUUUACUCAGCUGGCGGUUGUUAUGUUUUUGGAGUAAUCAAACUAAGGUUAGUUAUGAGUUUGUAGAUGUGUUUUAAUUACUUUGCGACUGUGCAUGCGGUCAGCCAAAGACAACUGGUUCAACAAAGAGGCGGUGUAGCUGACAGUAAAUAAACAAGGCGACUGAACAAUCCUACACUAACUUAGCAAAACACUUGAACCAUACAGCGUUAAGCCAAAGCGCUAAUCUGAUAAUGGCAGAGGACACCCGACAGGACAAGAGAGCCAGCUUCUCUGCUAUAACGGAGCACAACACCAACGGGAUGGCCAGGACCUCCGCCGUGGCCUCCAGCAAAACUGGAGCUUCAAAGAAAUUAGUGAUCAAAAAUUUCAAAGACCGACCUAAACUAGCCGAGAACUACACUGAGGACACAUGGUUGAAGCUAAGAGAUGCAGUGGGUGCCAUCCAAAACAGUACAUCCAUCAAGUACAAUCUGGAGGAGCUCUAUCAGGCGGUGGAGAACCUCUGUUCUUACAAAGUCUCCCCUACGCUGUACAAGCAGCUCCGGCAGGUCUGUGAAGAUCAUGUGCAGGCCCAGAUCCACCAAUUUAGAGAAGAGUCUCUGGACAACCUUUCCUUCCUGAAGAGAAUGAAUCGCUGCUGGCAGGACCACUGCAGGCAAACUAUAAUGAUCCGAAGUAUCUUUCUCUUCCUGGAUCGUACCUACGUGCUUCAGAACUCCCUCCUCCCCUCCAUCUGGGAUACCGGGCUGGAACUGUUUCGCAUCCACAUCGUAAGUGACAGUGCCGUUCAGAAGCGCACUGUGGACGGCAUUUUGGAGCAGAUCGAGCUAGAGCGAAAUGGAGAAACAAUAGACCGCAGUCUGCUCAGGAGUCUACUGGGCAUGCUGUCAGACCUUCAGGUAUACAAAGAUUCCUUUGAGGAGAGAUUUCUGAUUGAGACCAAUCGCUUGUAUGCAGCCGAGGGACAGCGGCUGAUGCAGGAGAGAGAUGUGCCUGAGUAUCUGCACCAUGUGGCUCGUCGUUUAGAAGAGGAGAACGAUCGUAUUGUGAGCUACCUCGACCAGAGCACUCAGAAACCCCUCAUUAGUUGUGUUGAAAAGCAACUUUUAGGAGAACACAUGACUGCAAUACUACAGAAAGGUCUGAGCACCCUGCUGGAUGAGAAUCGAGUGACUGAGCUGGCACUCUUGUACCAGCUUUUUAGCAAGGUGAAGGGAGGACUUCCCACACUGCUGCAGUUCUGGAGAGAUUACAUUAAGUCCUUCGGUGGAGAGAUUGUCUGUACUCCAGAGAAAGACAAGGACAUGGUACAAGAACUGCUGGACUUUAAGGACAAGAUGGACAACGUGGCACAGAGCUGUUUUACAAGAAAUGAGGGAUUCAUCAAUGCCAUGAAGGAAGCGUUUGAGACAUUUAUUAACAAGAGGCCCAACAAACCUGCUGAACUGAUAGCUAAAUAUGUGGAUUCUAAGUUAAGAGCAGGGAACAAGGAGGCUACAGAGGAGGAGCUGGAGCGAAUCCUGGACAAGAUAAUGAUCAUCUUUAGAUUCAUUCAUGGGAAGGACGUGUUUGAAGCUUUUUAUAAGAAGGACUUGGCCAAACGUCUGCUGGUCGGCAAGAGUGCGUCUGUUGAUGCUGAGAAGUCCAUGCUUUCCAAGCUCAAACAUGAAUGUGGAGCAGCAUUUACCAGCAAGCUAGAGGGGAUGUUCAAGGACAUGGAGCUGUCCAAAGACAUAAUGAUCCAGUUCAAACAGUAUAUGCAGAACCAGAGCGAGCCAAGCAACAUUGAACUUACUGUCAACAUCCUAACCAUGGGCUACUGGCCUUCAUACACACCUAUGGAGGUCCACCUUCCCCCAGAGAUGGUUAAACUUCAGGAGGUGUUCAAGCUGUUCUACCUGGGGAAGCACAGUGGGAGGAAGCUGCAGUGGCAGCCCACACUGGGCCACGCUGUGUUAAAGGCAGAGUUUAAAGAGGGUAAGAAGGAGCUGCAAGUCUCUCUGUUCCAGACACUGGUGCUGCUGAUGUUUAAUGAGGGUGAAGAAUUCAGCAUGGAGGAGAUUCGUACUGCCACCGGCAUAGAGGAGGGAGAGCUCAGACGUACGCUGCAGUCUCUGGCCUGUGGAAAAGCCCGUGUCCUCAACAAGAACCCACGGGGCAAAGACGUGGAAGAUGGAGAUCGUUUCAAUUUCAACAAUGACUUUAAACACAAACUGUUUCGCAUCAAGAUCAACCAGAUCCAAAUGAAGGAAACGGUGGAAGAGCAGGUGAGCACCACUGAGCGUGUAUUUCAAGACAGGCAGUAUCAAAUUGAUGCAGCUGUGGUUCGCAUCAUGAAGAUGAGGAAGACCCUCAGUCACAACCUUUUGGUAUCAGAGCUCUACAACCAGCUGAAGUUCCCUGUCAAGCCAGGGGAUCUGAAGAAGCGCAUAGAGUCCCUCAUAGACAGAGACUACAUGGAGCGUGACAAGGAGACUCCUAACCAGUACCACUAUGUUGCCUGAAGGGGAACCACUGUUACGGCCAAGCUUUCCUCACAGCAAGCGUACAGCGAAUCCCCCUCUCCCCCCCCUAAAAAAAACAGCAUCACAUCCCUUUAGCCUCCUGACUCUCCUCUGGUGCUCAUCUUUUCCUCCAUCCACGAUGCUGGAUGCAGCGUCCGGAUCACUCAGAGCUCCAGUGAGACAAGAGAGACAAACUUGGCUAGACAGGUCCCACUCUGCAUUAUCUUUAGUGGGAGGGGGCUGGAGUGGAGGAGUGACCUGGGUUUUUGAUGGUUGGUUUAUGUGACUUACAAAUCUGCUCAUGCAAAACUCAACUGAAAAUAACUUAGCACUUUCCUCUAAUCAGUUUAUUUUUUUCCUUUCUCUCUGGGAUCGGGAUUUUUUUCUCCAUCAAGUUCUAAAAUCACUUAUUUUCUACUAUAGUUGGUUUGUCUUGAGUUUAAAGUUUUAUUUGUUUUAUUUUAUUUCUUGAACAGGGCGUAUCCUUGUGAAUGGCUUCAUUGCUAAGUGUUCAGCUGAUUGGUUGUUUGCUUAAUUUGGCAGAGUAACAGCUGGUGAGGACAUAAAAAGACUUGAGAAAAGACUUGAGAGGGAUGAAGUGGGGUUUUGGUCGGAUUUGUGUGGGUCGGGGGGAGGGAUCAUUGCUUGUAACAGAGGAUGAUUGACACGCAGGUAAGCCACUUGGGUAUUUCUUUGGGUACCUUAUAUGUUUUGACCAAAAUGUCCAAAUGUCCAAUGUCAUGUGCUGACUUUUUUGUAGGUCAGAUUGUAUCAAUGUAAGAGUGAGAAAAGUGAACCUGAAUAAAUGGAUAUUUAAUGA